Messenger RNA from Theileria equi strain WA, 774 nucleotides. Its product is annotated as signal peptide containing protein. The transcript has a single exon. Lineage: Eukaryota; Apicomplexa; Aconoidasida; Piroplasmida; Theileriidae. Bases 1 to 774 code for a protein of 257 amino acids. The record is from RefSeq and is a predicted model, not a curated record.
AUGAUGACCCCCGUAUCUCGAUUACUCGUCCUUUCCAUGCUUGCCAAAUAUGCAUUGGCAUCCAAUGAAGACAAUCUCACCGAUUAUAUGGACGUUGAUUUUGACCCCCUAGACUUGAAGAAUACAAAGAUUCCCGUUACUUUGGACAUUUCAAAGGGCAUCCCAAAGGAAGUAGCAGCCACGCUAUCCGUAGGACUGCCCAUUUCCUUCACGUACAUAAUAAAACCAGGGUAUAGAAGGACCCACAGAAUUGGCAAAAUUGCAGACGAUGACGAAGUAAUCAUUGAAGACAAUGAAAUGAAUUCUAACAGGUUUGCCUUUUACUUUGGUACCGACAGCGGCAGAGAGUACAUUAGGGUUUUUAACGUCAUAAGCCUCUCUAGUGGAUCCAUAAUUCAUAUUGAUGAGUUUUCAAGAGAAACUACCGACUUGGUCUACAAGAGGAUCUUUAGAAAGCCUGUCGAUCUCGAUCUUCUUUCUCAAAAUUACAACGAGUUAAUAAACGUCAGUGUACUCUCCGAUACAAAUCAUACGGAAGGAAUCACAGGGUGUUUUACCAUAAAACCAGAAGCGUCAUUAUCCGCAAUCAUUGGUGCAGUUUCGUACGGUGGAUAUACAAUUGAGGAUAGAGUGGAUGGGCUCAUAUACAGGAAAGUCAUCUGGGAAGGCGGGCUGAAUAACCCAAAGAUUACCAUUAUUUCAAGAUAUAACGAUUCUUCAGAAACAAAACAAACUUUUGUAAGAGGCGAACAAGGCUUCAUACUACUCAUUUGA